CAGUGAUGAACCAGUGUAAAUCCAGACACAUGGUGAGGGCGUUUUAGUCACUAAAUUCAAAUAUAAACAAUAUACCCACUGGCUCUCCGUCGAAAGGCUCAGUGGCCCUGCUCCAGCUCGAUGCCCGUGUCCUUUGUUCCUCUACCACAUCCUAGAUAACUCCCAAACGCCAUCUCUACUCUCUAGAGAGAGAAACAACCAUCACAGAGGAGAGAGAGACUCAGAGUCUCAGAGACACAAACACACAGAGAUCAAAAGCUUCAGAGUUUUCAGAUCAAAUCCAAGUUUGCAAAUGUAACUUUUCCAACCCAGAAAACCAUCCGAGAAGUUAGUUAGCAGCUGCUAAAACACUGUAAUUUUUGGAGCAGCAAUCGAGCUGAUCAGGAGCAAAAAUGGGGUGCUGCUAUUCGAGGGUAGAACGGGAAGAAAUGGUGUCGAGAUGCAGAUCGAGAAAGCGGUACAUGAAGCAGCUGGUGAAAGCACGGCAAGCUUGGUCGGCGGCUCACACAAUGUACCUCCGCUCUCUCCGCAGCACCGGUUCUGCUCUGCUCCAGUUUUCAAAUGCCGAAACUACCCUCCACCACCACCUCAACCACAACCACCACAACAAUAGUUACCGCUCAGCGCCGCCGCCACCGCCGCUACAAACCCCGCCUACCCCACAACCACCGCCACCGCCACCUCCACUCAGCUCAAGCUCCGACUCUUGGACAACAUCCACCACGCCCUCAACAGCUCUUCCACCUCCUCCUCCUCCUCCGCCGCCGCCGUCGUCCACCUGGGAUUUCUGGGACCCAUUUGUGGCUUCCUCUUCGAGGGCAGUAACGGAAGAAGGGUGGGAGGCUACGACCACCGCCUCCGACGCGGUGGUCACCGUCACGGCGGCGAGCACGGCGCCUCCACCGUCUGUGGUGAGUGAGUUUUCCAAAGAGAGCGGCACGACGAGUGAGCUGGCGAUGGUAGUGUCGAGAAAUGCUAAGGAUCUGGUUGAGAUUAUAAAGGAGCUGGAUGAGUAUUUCCUCAAGGCGGCUGAUGGCGGCGGGCUUCUCUCAUUGCUGUUGGAAGUUCCCAGAUUCUCUUCUUCUCAGACCAAAGGAGGUAAAGUUUAUGAUCAUGGGUGUAAUUUGAGUCCGUCGCUGUGGACAUGGGGAAGUUCAAGUCAAAAAUCUGGAGUAUUCGGAAAAAUGGGUUGUGACGAGAUGGUGCUUAGUCAAGUAGGCAGUGGGGUUGGAGAUGAAGGUGUGGUGAGUAGCAGCCAUUGUUCUACUGUGGAGAGACUUUAUGCAUGGGAAAAGAAACUAUACCAGGAGGUCAAGGAUGCAGAGACACUAAAGGUAGAGCAUGAGAAGCGGGUGUCAACACUGAAGAAGCUAGAGAUGAAGAGGGGAGACUAUGUGAAGACAGAGAAGACGAAGAAAGAGGUGGAGAAGUUGGAGUCACAAAUGAUGGUUUCUUCACAGGCCAUUGACACAACUUCUGCUGAAAUCAUCAACCUUCGGGAGACUGAGCUCUACCCUCAACUCAUUGAGCUUGUCAAUGGAUUGAUGUGCAUGUGGAGAAGCAUGUACGAGUGCCACCAGGUCCAAAAGCAUAUUGUUCAGCAGCUCAAAUACCUCAACACCAUACCAUCUACCGAACCCACGUCUGAGAUUCACCGGCAAGCAACACUGCAGCUCGAGCUUCAAGUCCAGCAGUGGCACCUAUCAUUUUGCAGCCUGGUCAAGGCUCAGUGUGAUUAUAUCCAGUCUCUCACAGGAUGGCUCCGUCUUAGCCUUUUCCAGUUUCGGAGACAUCCAAUAGCAAAGACAAGUCAAGAAUCAAGAAUUUACACGCUUUGCGAAGAAUGGCACCAUGCAAUUGACCGGAUUCCGGACAAAGUAGCAUCAGAAGGAAUCAAGAGCUUUUUAACCGUAGUGCAUGCUAUUGUAGUUCAACAAGCAGACGAAUACAAGCAAAAACGGAAGUCAGAAUCUACUUUUAAAGAGCUUGAGAAGAAGGCAACUGCACUUAGAUCGCUGGAGUCCAAGUAUGGCCCAUACUCGAUGCCUGACUCCUCAAGCAAUGCUAAAAAGAACCCAGUUGCUGAGAAGCGAGCAAAGGUAGAGGUCAUUAGGGCAAAAGCCGAAGAAGAGAAGAGCAAGCAUGAAAAGUUAGUGAGUGUGACAAGGACCAUGACAAUAAAUAACUUGCAGAUGGGGUUUCCACAUGUCUUUGAGGCAAUGGUCGGGUUUUCAAGUGUGUGUAUGCAGGCUUUCGAGCAACUAUAUAACCAAGCGAAAAGUGCUAAUGAGGAGCUUGACGUUAAGAGGUUACUACCUUGAUGAAAAAAAAUUCAAAUUCAGGAGGAUUGGCAACAUGGUAAUCAGUUCUCUCUGUAUAUCGCGCUUCAGUAAGCUUGAUGUUAAAUGACAACUACGGGAAAUGACUCAACUUCAAGAGGAAUGACAGCAGUGAAAUCAGUUUUCAUGUAUAGAUAGACGCACAUCCUUUCAGUAACCGAUAACCGUAGCGGAGGAGACUAGCAGUGGCAGGAUUCCCCCUUUCGAAGAUAAACUUGACAGUUUACGCAGAUUGGGAAAAGAAUGCAUACAGAAGAGGUUGAGUAUUCGGAAUGCAAAAGAGAAAGGAGGAUUCUAGUUAGUUUUCUACUCCAUAUCUUUGUUCUGUUUUGUCGCGGGAAGAGAGUUCGGAAUGUUUUGUUUAGCUUGAUAGUUUCCUUUUUCUUCUUUUAGGUUGACUGUUUAGUUUAGUUUAAUUAUUCUUAAUGAAGGUGUUUUUUGGUUUGUUUACCAGUUUGUAUGUUCGAAUUUCUAUGACAAUUUUUAUGAACCACAAACUUCGGGUUCGGAGUUAA
Molecule: messenger RNA, 2854 nt
Organism: Malus domestica (apple)
Lineage: Eukaryota; Viridiplantae; Streptophyta; Magnoliopsida; Rosales; Rosaceae
Source: RefSeq, a predicted model, not a curated record